AUGACAAAAAGAAUAAAGUGGUCUUCGUUUCUUGUUUUGAUCCUGUCCACCAGCGUCAAGAGUCGUUCGUGGAGCAAGAUUGACAUCAUUCAAAAUGGUGUAGAUAUCCGAGAAGACUAUCUUGAGCAAGAUCGAACAGAAUUUGACCCUUUUGACUAUGUUUUUCCUACGACCCCUGAAGCAAGUGGAGCCCCUGGAACUACGCCAAUAGAUUCGCGACCUUGUGAGGGAUGUGACGAAAUAAAUCUUCAGGAUUAUCCUGAAUCGUACCCUACAAAUCCUGUGCCGUCGAAUCCGCCAAGGGGUUACUUCAACUACGACGUGUCCAGAACUUCACGCUUUGGUCCUGGAUACCCGUCAUAUUAUCAAUAUGGCAACGAAUUUCGUGUCAAGUAUGAAAACAAUGCUUGGGGGAGUGUAGAAAAGACCGAUAAAUUCAAUUACUAUUGGGACGAGUUUAGCGAUAAUGGAUGGGGUGCUUGGAAGAGCGUUCUCGCGAAUCAUAACAUGGAUCAAAGUGUUUGUAGCAGUGGAGCUAAUCAAAGUCCCAUUGAUAUCCGAUUGUCUGGUGUGGCGUGCGUUGAAACGCAUCAAAUUCGGCACAGGCCUGGUGAUUUUCGAAUUCAAGGAAGCAAUGUCAGGAGGCAAAUCCUGGGAAGUAAACUGCGUCUACUUUACGACCGUCGACCCUGCCAAGAUCUUUCUAAUGAGGCUUGCAAAGAACCAGAUCCGCCUUUUGCUGAUUUCCCGAAUGGUUGGGCGUCGGAUGCGGAUGUUUUACACAUCGAUUUCAAAGUCCCAGCAGAACAUCAAAUUUACGGAGAAAAGUUCGAUGCAGAGAUGCAGAUAUAUCACCUCCACCCCGGUCGCCGGCUAAUGCCAGCCGUUUCCAUUCUGUUCAAGGUAGAGACGAAUGGGCACAAUGCCAUUCUUCAGAUAGCAAUUGAUGCUUUUCAACACGAGUACGACGUCGAUCAAGCAAAAUGCGGACAGCACAAAAAGCGUGAUCGUAAGCUUGUUUCUGAUUUUCACUCUGCGGUGAUGAGAGGCAAUAAUACUCGAUCGGAAAUUGAUAACGAAGCAUGGGAUGACUUUUCCACAGACUUGGAUGACCCUGCCUUUGAGCAAAGAGAAAGGAACGCAAGACAGCUGACAGAGAAAUUCCAUCCAUACCACGGUGAUUUGAUGCGCACAGUCUAUUUUUAUGGAUACGACGGUUCCCUAACCGAGCCACCUUGCACCGAAAUUGUUUCGUGGUUCAUCAUGGACGAGCCAGCAAUCAUAUCUCCACAGCAACUUGCGCAAAUGAAGCAUAUCCUAUUCACCCACGUUGACGAGCAGUGUGAGAAGACCAGUUUGCAUUAUGAAGAUCGCGGAGUUGCUCGGCCGAUCCAAGAUUCUAAUGGUCGCAUGGUGUGGCACUGCACACGUAGCCAUUUCCCUCCAGAUUCGGAAAGACCCAGUUCUUGA
Molecule: messenger RNA, 1470 nt
Organism: Cylindrotheca closterium
Lineage: Eukaryota; Bacillariophyta; Bacillariophyceae; Bacillariales; Bacillariaceae
Source: the annotation of a GenBank genome assembly